UCCAAUGGUUGAACUCCACGUGGCAGUUCCUAUUCCGAGAGUUUCACACGUGUCAGCGCAGUGCAAAAUCAGCUUUCUGUUUUCUGUAUCUCACACCAAGAAGGCAUAGGAAAUGUGGAAGCGCAACAAGAAGAGCUACUUAGCAAUGAGGAGGGAAUUCGAAGAUGAAGCAGCUGAAUUAAUCGGUUCAGAUCUGAGGGACCUUGCUUUUGCUGCUAAUAAACUCGCCAAAAACGCCGUUAAACUAGCUGCUGUGUCCGGCGCCGGAGUCACUGUGCUUGAAUCCGUUGCUUCCAUCGCUGCUAUCUAUUUGCUGAUUUUGGAUCGUACAAACUGGAAGACCAACAUUCUUACAUCACUUCUCAUUCCAUACAUUUUCUUCAGCUUGCCUUCAUGGAUUUUCGGCUUCUUCAGGGGUGAUGUUGGGAAAUGGAUUGCUUUAAUUGCAGUUGUAUUGCGACUUUUCUUUCCAAGGCGCUUCCCUGAAUGGUUGGAACUUCCUGCUGCUUUGAUUCUGCUCGUUGUGGUAGCUCCAAGUCUGUUUGCAAGCACCGUUAGAAACAAUGCAGUAGGGGUGAUAAUAUGCCUUGCCAUUGCAUGUUACUUGCUGCAAGAACAUAUUCGCGCUUCCGGUGGUUUCAGAAACUCCUUCACCAAACCUCACGGCAUAUCCAAUACGUUAGGAAUAAUCCUUCUGUUGGUGUAUCCUAUCUGGACGCUCGUGCUCUACAUUCUAUAGUUUGGAUGCGUAUAAAUGAUGAUUGAAAAAGAAUGCAAUAUUGCUACAUAGAAGGUGAAUUGACACUGAACAUGAAGACUCAAAAUGUGACAUAGCUGCAACAUUUUCAGAUUCUGUAUCUCUCUCUCUUUGCUAAGUGUUCUUGUGGUGCUAUUAACAUCAUCCUUAGUUUGUAGUGUGAAGAUAACAUUAGGGAUGUGUUUGGUUGACUAAUAAAAAUGGGAUGGACAAUUUUUUCGAUAAUUUCUUGACCCAUAAAUAAAGUUUAUUUAUAAAAA
Molecule: messenger RNA, 1017 nt
Organism: Arachis ipaensis
Lineage: Eukaryota; Viridiplantae; Streptophyta; Magnoliopsida; Fabales; Fabaceae
Source: RefSeq, a predicted model, not a curated record